AUGAACAUCGAAGGUUCCUUGACUCUACGGUGUUAUUCGCCGUAUGGUAGCUUUAUCGACAAAACCACUUUACCGAGAUCCACAACACCAGUUUCACCACAUUCAGAGCCGACUAAAUCAGAGACAACCAAUAUGCAAUCAAGCGAAGCAGCUUUUCCAGUUCCAGCUGUAGCAGGCGGUGCCGGUGCUGUUGUGUUGAUUGCGGUGGUAGUCAUCGUCGUUGUUGUUGUUGCUAAACGGAGACGCAACAAGAAAAAUGGGCAAAAUUCUGAUAACAAUGGAGAUUACUGCAACAUGGACGCAGAUCUUUACAAAUAUCAGAACGCCAAGUCAUCUGGAAAGCAUCCAAGAGUUUUAACAGACCAAAAGCAGACUGGUAAUCAGACGAUUCGCUCUCCAUCAGACGACUAUGCAUCUAUUGACGACGAAGCUGGAGGCAUUACUUGGAAACCGCAGGUCGCCCUAAAACCAAAUCGGCCUAACACAAAUGACCAUGAUGACUUACAACCACAGCCUGCUCACCACGACGUGUCAAACAUGUACGCGAAGGUUAACAAAAACAAGAAACCAGCCAAAUCCACGAAUGAAGCUGACAUGCCUGUUAUGCACGUAAAUGAGCUCUAUGCUGUGGUUGACAAAACUAAAAAGGGGAAACAACCGUUGAAGGCUAAACCUUCUGGUGAUGUGUACGCCGUGGUAAAGAAACCGAAGAAGUCCGGAGAGAAGAGUCCAGAAUCUAAAGUUCAAGGUCCCGAGUCUGAGAUAACCGGUGAUGUCUACACUGAAGUUCGGAAACCGAAGAAGUCUGGGAAUAAUCCGAACAUCCCUAAAGGUUCACCUGAACUCGUUUACACUGAGGUGGAGUUUGACGAAAACACAGACGAACCACAGGGAGCCACAGGAGGGGAUGAAAAGACAGACUCAGUUGCAACAGAGGAGGAUCGUGUUCUGUAUUCUAAAGUUUGUUGAAUAGUUCUGUAUAGAUCGUUGGGUGGGGAGAUAGGUGGAAGAACAAUGGGUACAGUUAGCCUAUGUCAGUACUCUAAAACACAUAUUUUCUAAGCACUGUGUCUGACUCACCGAUUCCACUAUUUCUUGUUCAUAAUAGGCCUUCCGUAAUAUUAUUUUCCACAGAUCUAUCUCACCACGUUCUCCCCACCCUUGUUUGUCAGUGGUUUGCUGCUGGUAUAUAACUUCUGUUCAGUGAUCAUCCAACAAUCGCAUCUUCCGAAUUCCAACAUUCCAUUGUCAAUGUUAUACUAGUCACAACAAGUUAGGGGCCAAUAUCAAAUUAAACCUUACUUUAAAAAAAAAAAAAAAAAAAAAUUCAGGGACGGUGAUUGGUGAUGAAAAGUAGGUUACAGAUGUGUAUAUAGCAUUGUAGAUUUCAUCUACAUCAGCCUUUUACUCAUACCUCUUUGUUGCCGGCAGAAAGCGUGUGGCAAAUGCAGACAAAUAUAAACUGAUAGCCAUGCUACCGAGACAUGAUCUGAUAACCAUGCUACCAAAAUAUCAACUGAUAACCAUGCUACCAAGACAUAAACUGAUAACCAUGCCACCAAAACUAUUCUGAACUGUGGCCAAACCCUGUAUAGGUAAUGGUUGAAUGAUAACGUAUCCGUUAGACAAGUUGCCAAAUGCCUGCAAGUGAGCUAUUCCAUAAUCCAUUAACGUGCAAGAACGUUCCUAUACCUCUGACACAGAUCAUCCCCACCCAACCCCUUGUGGCCCUUAACUUCUUGUGACUAGUAUAAUAUUAAGGCUAGCUUUCCAAGUUCUGUAUGUAGCCUUCCUAAGGAUCGGCGAGAUCCGUGUACAGGUUUCUGUUUGGAACUGAGGCAGCCCAAUGGUAAAGCACUCGCUUGAUGCGCGGUCGGUCUAGGAUGGAUCCCCGUAGAGGACCUAUUUGCUUAUUUAUCGUUCCAACCAGUGCACCACGACUGGUGUAUCAUUGGUCGUAUUAUGUGCUAUCCUGUCUUCGAUAUGGUGCAUAUAAAAGAUCCCGUGCUACAAACGGGAAAAUAUAGCGGGUUUCCUCUCUAAAACUAUAUGUCAAAAUUACAAAAUGUUUGACAUCCAAUAGCCGAUGAUUAAUAAACCAAUGUGCUCUAGUGGUGUCGUUAAAUAAAACAAACUUUAACUGUAUGGAACUCGUAUUCACAUAAACUGGUUUAUCUAAAACAUAUUUUGCUUAAUAACAAACGUAAUGGUCCGUUGUUUCGUUCAUUGUUUGUCCUAAAAUUGUUUUAUGUUUUUAAUUGACUUAUCUUUAAUGACAUGAUAAUGAUAAUAAUAAUAAUAAUAAUAAUAAUAAUAUUACUUACCCAUUUGUACAUUUUUAUAAUUGUA
Molecule: messenger RNA, 2349 nt
Organism: Gigantopelta aegis
Lineage: Eukaryota; Metazoa; Mollusca; Gastropoda; Neomphalida; Peltospiridae
Exons: 4
Coding region: 1-969 (322 amino acids)
Source: RefSeq, a predicted model, not a curated record